Molecule: messenger RNA, 1686 nt
Organism: Colletotrichum spaethianum
Lineage: Eukaryota; Fungi; Ascomycota; Sordariomycetes; Glomerellales; Glomerellaceae
Product: putative amidase
Exons: 4
Coding region: 1-1686 (561 amino acids)
Source: RefSeq, a predicted model, not a curated record
AUGUUUGUGUCGCGUUCAAUUCUCGCUGUGGCCCUUAUCUGGCUGAGGAUCGCCAACGUCGCGACAUGUUUGAGUGUCAAGGGCGUUCCAUUCCCCAGCCUGAUCGAUGUGACAAUCGACGAGCUGGCAGAGGGCCUGGAAAAUGGCCUUUUCACUAGCGUCGAAUUGGUCAACGCCUAUCUCGGUCGCAUCAGCCAGGUGAAUAGCACUCUCAAUGUCGUCGCUGAGGUGAACCCCGAUGCGCUCUCCAUCGCCGCAGACUUGGACGCCUCACGGGCCAACGGAACAAUCAAGGGGCCACUUCAUGGAAUACCUAUUCUCAUCAAGAACAACAUCGCCACUGCCGACCAUAUGAACAACACCGCAGGAUCCUGGGCGCUCGUUGGUGCCAAAGUUCCCCAAGACAGCUUCAUGGCAAAGAAGCUCCGCGAGGCGGGUGCCAUCAUCCUCGGCAAGACGAACCUGAGCCAGUGGGCCAAUUACAGAAGCAACAACACCAGCAAUGGCUGGUCUGCGUAUGGCGGCCAAGUAUACGCCGCUUACUAUCCCCAACAAGAUCCGAGUGGGAGCUCCAGUGGCAGUGGUGUGUCCUCCGAUUUGGGGCUCGCCCUCGCCGCAUUGGGCACUGAGCUUGCACUACGGCUUAUUGCUCGUGCUGACACAUUCAAGACGGACGGCUCAAUCGUAUCACCUUCUCAGCGUAACAACCUAGUCGGCAUCAAGCCGACCGUAGGUCUCACCUCCAGGCAUCUCGUCAUCCCCAUCAGCGAGCACCAAGACACGAUCGGGCCAAUGGCCCGGACUGUCAAGGAUGCGGCAUACAUCUUGCACGCCAUUGCUGGCGCAGACCCCAAUGACAAUUACACCUCGGCGAUCCCCAACAACGGCGAGAUACCCGACUAUCCGGCGGCUUGCGACAUGUAUGCCCUCCGCGGAGCACGUAUCGGCAUCCCGCGCAACGCCAUUGAGCUGUUCUCCGACAACACCACCGGUACCGAGACAGGCGCGUUCGAGGAGGCCUUGGACGUCUUUAGGUCGGCAGGCGCCGUCAUCGUCGACAACGCAAACUUCACCGCCGCUGAGCAACUCGUGACGUCCAACUCGGAGACCAUCGUCCUGAACGCCGACUUCAUCUCAAACCUGGCUUCCUAUCUUGCCCAGCUGACCUUCAACCCGAACAACCUCUCGUCUUUGGCCGACGUCCGUAUGUUCACACAGUCCUUUAAGCUCGAGGACUACCCAGAUCGUGAUACGGGUAUAUGGGACGAGGCUCUUGACGAUCAGGGGUUCAACAACACUGACCCCCGGUUUUGGGCCGCAUGGCAAGAGAGCCAGUAUCUUGGCGGCGAGGGUGGGCUCUUUGGGACGCUUGAAAGGCACGAUCUUGAUGCCGUCAUCCUGCCGACCAGUUUCGCGAGCACGUGGGCCGCAAUUGUUGGAGCGCCUGUUGUAACGGUCCCGCUGGGAUUUUACCCCGCGAAUGCCACGGUGAUCAAGAACAGGAGAGGUAACUUGGUAGAUACUGGUCCUCAUGUGCCGUUUGGCAUCAGCUUUCUCGGCGCAAAGUUUCAGGAGGCUAAACUCAUUGGUCUAGCAUACUCGUAUGAACAGAGGACCCUUACUAGGUCGAAGGUCCAGCCAUAUGUCACGCCCAACAUUGAGAUUGGAGACUUCGCUGGGUAUUAG